AGUGAUGUGUUUAUGAUUUUUUUUUUUGACAAACAGAAUGCUAAAUUAACACCCUAAAAGAAAGAGAAAAGAAAAGAAUGCUAAAUAAACAUAUUUAUAUGAUAUAUGAAUGGGUUUAUUGAUUUAUUGUGAUGGUCACUUGUUUAAACAAAUCUUUGGUUACAUUUAGAAUUAAAAGAUUUGAGCAAAGGGUUUCAAAUUCAUAAUAAUAAAUUCUUAAUGAAGAAAUAAAUAGUUAUAUUGCUCAAAGAAUCGAAGAUAGUUAGUAUAGAAACUGCGUUUACGGCAAGUCGGGGAAUGUCCGAAAAUAUGUUCCGAAAAGAUUUUGUCACACUUGAUGAAUAAAGAUUUGGCUUAUAUAUAAAAUAUUAUGUUUCUUUUGCAGGUGAUUUUUUUUCAUUUUUUUUUUGAAUUCGAGACGAUCGUUUUUUUGCCAAUGGGAAAUCAUAUUGCCGAAGUUGUCGACGGACUGCCAUCAGCCAGAAACAUUAAGGUGCAUGCUCGAAUGUGUUCGGAACUAUUACAAGCGGUCAUUAGGGUAUCGAGAAUAUUUCCCGAAAUAGAAGGGGCCCGGCCCGGUUGCUCCUCGGGAAUCGACGCACUUUGCUUAUUAAACAAUGGUAUCGUCAAAGCCAAGUCUUUGCUACAGCACUGCAGUGAGUCCAGUGUACUUUAUUUGGCACUUACCGGAGAAGCUAUUUUGUCGAGAUGUAAAAAAUCGAGGAAUUUGUUGGAGCAGAGUCUCUGUCAAAUUCAAAAUAUGGUUCCGGUGAUGCUUGCCGCUAAGAUAUCCGGAAUUAUUGCUGAUCUUAGGAGUGUUCGAUUUCAUUUGGAGCCAAUCGAGGAGGAAGCUGGAAGGGUACUUCGGGAAUUACUCCAUAGAUACGGUUCCACCGUCGAUUCAACCGAAGAAGCUGCGCUUUCCGCUAUACACACCGUUUCAUCCCAUCUUCACAUUUCAUCCCAAACAUCUCUACUAAUUGAAAAACGAUCCAUCAAAAGGCUGAUCGAUAAGUUCGGCGAGAGCGAACCGAGCAAGAAAAAGAUCCUACUAUUCCUCCUCAACCUCCUCAAUAAAUACGGCAAAAUCAUCGGUAACGAUCGAAAUCAACAAGAUGGGUUUUCGGAUCGAGAAGACCCGUUUCCGUUUUCGAACCCGUAUAGCUUACCGGGCGAAGUGGAGCUCCGCGUGGGUUACGGGCCGAACGUCCAAGUCUUGAGUAGGCCCGUACCCCCCGAGGAGUUCAUGUGCCCGUUGUCUUCGAGGCUAAUGUACGACCCUGUCGUAAUUUCUUCGGGUCAAACGUACGAGAGAAUGUGGAUCCAAAAAUGGUUCGACGAGGGCAACGACAUUUGCCCCAAGACGAAACGGAAAUUGACCGAUUUGUCCUUCACCUCAAAUACGGGCAUCAAAGACCUAAUCACGAAAUGGUGCACUGCCCAUAAUUUGUCAGUUCCCGACCCUCAAUAUCAGGAAUCCCUCGUUAGGAAUUCGUGGGAGACUCCGACGAAUUCAAUCGUCAGCAUGACGAGCUCGAUGAACGAUUUAUAUCUACCGUCGGAUUAUAGCAAUGUGUCGUUCGGGUUGGGUCCGGAUUCGGAUCUUUCGUACACCAAGAUGAGAAACGACGUGAAAAAAUCCCGUGAAAUAGAUCCGGCGAUUUUUUCCGAGUUUAGUACGCUCCCUUGGGAUUCUCAGUGCGACGCGGUUGGGGAUUUGAAAAGGGUGUUCGAACUCGACGACGGAUCUUUGUCGGUGAUUCCUUUCGGAAAGUUCGUUAACCUAAUCCUUCGGUUUUUGAAGGAUGCGCGCGAUCGUAUUGACGUGGAAGCGCAAAUGACUGGAUUCGUGUUAUUGUGCGAAUUUGUGGAGAAACACGGAAACAAUAUACCGUGCAUUAAGGAAGACGACUACGCCCUAUUGGCAUCGUUCCUCGACACGCAAUUCUCCAAACAAGCCCUCAACAUACUCGGGGCGCUCUCCUCCAACAAAAGCUGCCGUCAAAAAAUCGCACAAUCGGGCGCCCUCACUGCAAUCCUAAACAUCCUCGACGGCAAAAUUCAAGAUUUGCUCGAACCCGCCUUAAAAAUACUGACGAAUCUGUCCUCGAGCAACGAAGCAAUCGCAACUCCCUCAGAUUUCAUCCCGAAGCUAGUUCCGCUCCUCGAAGACGACGCUCUGGCGAGGUACGCCAUAGCCAUUUUCAAGAACGUGUCCGGGAACGAAGACGCUAGAAUCUCGAUCGCCGAGAGCAAAAACUGCAUCGAUCUAAUCGCGAAACUGCUCGAGAAAGACGAUUUAGAAGAUCAAGAAUGCGCGGUUAGCGUGCUUCUUUCUUUGUGCCUUAACUGCGGUCCUUAUUGUAAGUUGGUGAUGGAAGAGGGAGUUAUCCCGGGACUCGUGACCGUUUCGAUUAACGGGAAUCAGAAGGCGAAGGCGAUGGCUAUGGAGCUGUUGAGGAUCUUGAAAGACGAGUUUAAUAAUACGACCGCCGAAGAAAUCCCCGCAGCGGAAGUUGGUGUUGUCUUGUUGGCAGAAAAACAGUGUAAAGACGAAAAAGCCCCUACGAAACGACCGGGGUUGUUCGGGAAAUUGUUCUCGAAACCAAGGGCGUUCGGCGGAAAGAAGAAAAGAUAGUAAACAAUCUAAUCCAAAUUUAGUUUGCUUGGUUUCAUGGUUAAGAUAUUAUGAUUGCCUUAGUUUUUUUUUUUUUUUGUGUGUGUAGAUAUUUUGCUUGAACAAAGCUCUGAUUAGUAUUAAUUAUUAUGUAUAGUUUUGUAUUUUACAGCUACUUGUGUUUUUCUUUUUUUUUCUUUUUUUUUUUUUUUUUUUUUUACUCAUAGGAUAGGUUUUGAUCCAUAGUGACUAAAUUUUGGUCAUAUAUUAGUGUGAUUUGUUUAUAGAAAUUUUUUGGAGUUGUACUUGUGUUUCUCUUUGUCACUUGGGGCUGUUUGGCUAAACUUAUUUUAAAUAAUUGAUAAGCUUUUAUGGCUAA
Erythranthe guttata (spotted monkey flower) is the source of this 2996-nucleotide messenger RNA. Its product is annotated as ARM repeat superfamily protein. Lineage: Eukaryota; Viridiplantae; Streptophyta; Magnoliopsida; Lamiales; Phrymaceae. The record is from RefSeq and is a predicted model, not a curated record. Gene Ontology annotation, biological process: protein ubiquitination. Gene Ontology annotation, molecular function: protein binding; ubiquitin-protein transferase activity.